Messenger RNA from Pocillopora damicornis (cauliflower coral), 2327 nucleotides. Its product is annotated as peptidyl-prolyl cis-trans isomerase FKBP14. Gene Ontology annotation, molecular function: calcium ion binding; peptidyl-prolyl cis-trans isomerase activity. The record is from RefSeq and is a predicted model, not a curated record. Lineage: Eukaryota; Metazoa; Cnidaria; Anthozoa; Scleractinia; Pocilloporidae.
CGCUUUUGUCAGUAAAGUACUUGAUUCAAAAUGAAAAUGACUUUUUCAGAUAACUUUCACCCUUUCUCGGAGUGUUAUCUUUCCUUUUACGUUCGCGUCUCUUCGCUCUGUGUCCUAAUUAUAACAUUUUUGGGUUCAUUUCAAUGGUUUUUUCACCUAUUUUUUCACUUCUCAUUAUUUUAAAACUUUCAUUCGUUAAAGGGAUUAAAAUGACGUAUUGAUCAAAAGGUAUAGGUGAAGACUAUCGAUUGGUGAAAUUAUGAAAUUAACUUAUAAUUAACUUACACAAGAAAGCGUCGAAUUAAUAGGGUCUCAUUAUAAUAUCACAGUAAAUUAAUUAUUUGAAAAUAGUCAGUCGGUUCUAAGCCAGAGAAUUCAAAGAAAUAAGACACAGAAUUAACUUAAAAAAAUCCCUACUGAUUGACAAAUGCAAUCUUUGACCAACCGAGGGUGCUUUUCAAUAUUUGAGUAUGUGUAUCGUCCGUGGCAUAUGUAAGAAGGAAUAAUCCCAUUUUGAUAACAGAGUGACGAAAGAAAUUUUAUUUCCAAAAUGGCUUUGGUACCCGCCAGGAAAAAAUCGAAGCAAGCUAAGAUUAUAAUCUUCAAUUGCUUUUGACACCUGCAGAGGAGACAACAUGGAAAGAAUUAAGGCUUCACAAAAUUUGCGCAAGAAAAAAGCGUUUUAGGGCAAGUUGUUCUUCCCCUCGGGCUCCGGAAAACGUGUGGGAGGAUUUAAGUUGUAUUAUCUCUUACGGACUUAUCGAAUUUUUUUUGUCUAAUUUUCAUGUUUUGGUCCAUCGUGGUAAUAAAGCUGUUUCAGUUAUUGAGCAGGAUACACCUGUGGUCCUGAAAAUACCACCUGUUACGUCAUCAGGCCAGUAGAUAUCAGUAGAUAUCAGCAGGUUGAUAUCACUGCAAGCUUGUUUUUGUUCAUUUAGCGUAACUUUGCCGGCAGUCAUGGACAGAACUCUCGUCGUUGCGUUAUUUUUUUGUGUUUUGGCUGUUUGCCUUGCAACAAAUGAUCAAAACUCGGACAAAAAUUCUGGUGAGCCAGGCGCUAAACUGUCGAUGAAAAAGAGAGGUAAAGAGGACGAAGAUGAUGCGAAAGUUGAGGUAGUCCAAGAUGAGAAAGAUGAGUCAGCAAAGGAGAGGAAAGCUUCGGAUGGAUUGGCAACGGAGAAGAAGGAUAUUGCCAAUGAGAAAGUCCAUGGAGGGACAAAGAAGAAUGAAGGACACGAUGAGACGAAGGACGAUGAUGAAGACCACGAUGAUGAAGAACAUGAUGACGAAGACGACGAAGAAGAAGAUGAGGAGCAUGAAGAAGAGGAAGAGGUGGAUCCAAACGCCAAAAUCGAAAUUCAUGAUCUCUUCACUCCAGAGGACUGCAAAAACAAAUCCAAAUCUGGCGAUCUUGUGGUGAUUCACUACUCCGGCUGGCUGGAUGAUGGCAAAUUGUUUGACACAACAGUCGAGCCAAGCAAGGCGUACAUGCCAUUUGAGUUCAUGCUAGGAACAGGAACGGUAAUCAAGGGCUUUGAACAAGGAGUGUUAAACAUGUGCAAAGGACAGAAGCGUAAAAUUGUCAUUCCACCCUCGCUUGGUUAUGGAAAGAAGGGAGCAGGAGCGAUUCCAGGAAACACCACGCUCACAUACGAGCUAGAAAUGUUUGAUAUCCGACAACCUCCUCCCCAAGCAGACAUGUUCUCACACAUUGACACCAACGGUGACAAGAAGCUGUCCAAGAAAGAGGUGUCCGCGUACAUGAAGGCACAAGCUGCUGCACAUGGCAUGCCGGUACAUGACAAGAAAUGGAAGAAACACCACAAGACUGUUGUAGCCAACAUUUUCGAUCACGAGGACUCUGACGAAGACGGCUCCAUCUCUCAUGACGAGUUCAGUGGGCCUAAAAUGAUGUACCACGAUGAGUUUUAGAGGUGUUCUCUCGGGUUCGCGAUUUAGCGUGACACCCUGCGUGACAGUCCACGUGACACAAAAUCACGCAAUUGAUUUUAUUCGAAAAAGAUAGGAAAUCAUUUCAAUUCAAAUUUUACGACCUAUUGUGGUCGCCAAAAAUUUAAUCAAAAUAUCGUGUUUCAUUACUUUUUUGAAAUUUUGCUGUUAUGGCAACUAAAUAACUCAAUUUUUAGACGAGAUCUUUGGAAAAGCUCGCUAUACAUUUAUAGCUCCGUAAGAGGAAUUUUCGAAAAAUGCAUACCUAAGGAGGUAGAUCAAGAAGAAGGCUUCAAACGAAUUCAGAUAUUUUGAGGUAAGGUAUGUAAAUUAAAAGCGAAAUAUUGUUUGUACAAUAAAGCAAACGUUUUAUCCAA